GUGAGGAAGCGGCUGUCAGUGAGCUGUGUAAUCGCACUGAGUGCGGACAUGAAGAGUUUCACACGGGUCGAUUUAAAUGUUUGCUGAAGAACAGAAGCAACGUGAACACGCCUGAGAGAGGGAUAAGCUGGGGACACAUUUCAACCUGGUGGCGGUCGCACAUAUCGCAUGGUUUGUAGGAAAACCUGUAAUGCAAGGCUACAGAAAGAAAGGUAUUGCAAGACGCCUUGUUAUAAAGUGAUUGGGCACGAUCGUUCCUAAAUGAAUACUCGCAUCAAGGAACGUGGCCGCCGUAAUCAUAGUGACAAAAUGAUCACCCAAGAGAUUAAGAGCAGCAGAUCUUCAAGAUACCACGGGAAUGGAAGGAGAAAGUUUGCAUUAAGUACGUGGAGUUUGUGGGCUUUCUUGUUUUUUAAUACCCACGUGUUGAAAGCUCUGGCACAAGGUGACGUGGCCCCAUAUUUCAAAACUGAACCAGGUCCCCCGGAAAUCCACCUGGAAGGAAACCGUUUGGUCAUGACCUGCUUGGCUGAGGGCAGCUGGCCCCUGGAGUUCAAAUGGAUGCUCAACAACACAGACAUCACCACCUUUUCUCCUGAGUACAAGUAUACCAUUAAGUCUCUGCAGCGUUCUGACAUUGGGUUUUACCAGUGCGUGGUUAGGAACCGGAUGGGAGCUCUGAUUCAGAGGAAAGCAGAAAUACAGGUUGCCUACAUGGGGAGCUUUGUGGAGGCCGAGCAGAGGAAGACAGUAUCACAGGGGAAGGCGGCCGUCCUCAACUCCCCGGCGGUCAGCUGUUUCCCCCAGCCGCAGGUGACGUGGUUCCGGGACGGCUACAAGAUUAUCCCCAGCAGCAGAGUAGCCAUAACCUUGGACAACCAGCUGGUGGUGCUCUCUACGGCAGCAGCCGAUGCAGGGAGGUACUACGUUCAAGCAGUCAAUGAAAAGAACGGGGAAAACAAGACAAGCCCAUCCAUUUACUUGAACAUAGCGAUAAGCAAGAGGAAUCGAGGAUCUGUUGAUUCGGACGCCCCCGCGGACCCAGUGGCCCCGUCCAUUGUGAUCCCUCCCAGAAACACGACUGUGGUGGCCGGGGUCAGUGAGGCCAUGCUGGAGUGUGUGGCCAAUGCAAGGCCAGUGGAGAAGCUCAGCAUUUCUUGGAAGCGAAAUGGAAUGGAGCUAGUGAGCGGGGUGGGCACGUUCGGCAGGAGGCUUACCAUCACCAACCCGACCUCGGCUGACGUGGGCCUGUAUGUGUGCCAGGCCUCCCUGCUAGACAGCAGCGUGAAGACUGUGGAGGCCAGAGCCUUCCUGUCCAUCACAGAGGCCCCUUACUUCACUGUGGAGCCCAGGAGAAAGAUCAUGGGAGAGGUGGAGAAAAGUGUGGACAUUGAAUGUCAGGCGCGGGGAGUCCCGGUGCCCAGGCUAGAGUGGUACAAGGAUGCUGUGCCACUUCAAAAGCUGAACAACCCCCGCUACAGAGUGCUGUCCAGUAUGGGCCUGCAGAUCAGGAGGGUGCAGCCCAGCGAUGCCGGGAUCUUCCAGUGUUUCGCUAGGAACUCCGCCGGAGAGGCCCAGGCCCACGCUUACCUGGAUGUCACAAGUAUGGCCCCCGCCUUCACGACAGCCCCCUCCGACAUCACCGUGACCGACGGGGCCAUGGCCACCUUCACCUGCGAGGUCUCGGGAGCGCCCAAGCCUGCCAUCACCUGGAGGAGAGACUCUCAGAUUUUGGCGAGCGGCUCAGUCCAGAUCCCCCGUUUCACCCUCUUGGAGUCGGGAGGGCUGCAGGUUUCCCCAGUCUUCCUCCAUGACACCGGCAGCUACACCUGCUAUGCCAGCAACUCCCAGGGAGCCAUCAACGCUACCUCCACCCUCACUGUGUGGAGCCGUACCUCCAUCUCCCAGGCCCCAACAGACCGCCGUGUCAUCAAAGGAACAAUGGCCGUGCUGGAGUGCAGUGCCACCCACGACCCCAGAGUAUCUGUCAGGUUUGUGUGGAAGAAAGAUGGUAAUGUGGUCAGCCAGACCAGCGGGGGGCGUAUCACCGUGAGGGAAGGCUCCCUGCACAUCAGCCAGACCUGGUCGGGUGACAUAGGGGACUACACAUGUGACGUCCUCUCUCAAGCCGGCAAUGACUCCAAGUCUGCUCGUCUAGAGGUCAUCGAGCUGCCCCACUCCCCGCGGAACCUGCAGGCCAGCCUGAACGUCACCGACAGCCGUACCGUGGACCUGUCCUGGCUGCGGCCCUUUGACGGCAACAGCCCACUCCUGCACUACGUCGUCGAGCUCUCCGAAAACAACUCCCCAUGGAAAGUGGCUUUACCGACAGUGGACCCUGCCCUGACAGGGGCAGUGGUGAAAGGGCUGACCCCAGCACGCACGUACCAGUUCAGGGUCUGUGCCGUCAACCAGGUGGGCAAGGGACAGUACAGCACGGCCACAAACAGGCUGAUGCUGCGUGAAGAGGCUCCCAGCGCUCCUCCCAAAAACAUUGUGGCCAGUGGCCGCACCAACCAAUCCAUCAUGGUGCAGUGGCAGCCACCCCCCGAAUCUGAGCUCAACGGGGUUCUCAGGGGAUAUGUUCUCAGGUAUCGCCUCGCCGGGCUCCCCGGUGAGUACCAGCUGAAGAACAUCACCAGCCCGGAGAUAAACUACUGCCUGAUUGGAGAUCUCAUCAUCUGGACGCAGUAUGAAAUCCAGGUGGCUGCCUACACUGGAGCAGGCCUGGGUGUGUUCAGCCCGCCUCUGUCUGAGUACACCCUACAGGGAGUGCCAACAGCACCCCCGCAGAAUGUAGAGGCCAAGGCCCUGAACUCAACAACAAUCAAAUUUACCUGGAAUCCACCCCCGCAGCAGUUCAUCAAUGGCAUCAAUCAAGGGUAUAAGCUGCUGGCGUGGCCGGAGCGGUCGCCCGAAGCCGUUACCGUGGUGACCAUCACCCCCGAUUUCCAUGGCGCCCGGCACGUGGGUUACAUCAGUGGCCUGAAGAAAUUCACCUGGUACUUCGUGUCCGUGCUGUGCUUCACCACGCCGGGUGACGGGCCCAGCAGCCCUCCUCUACUAAUACAAACCCACGAGGACAAACCAGGCCCAGUGGGUCACCUGAGUUUCACAGAGAUACUGGACACUUCCCUGCGGGUCAGCUGGCAAGAGCCCGUGGACAAGAACGGAGUGAUCAUAGGCUACCUUGUGUCCUGGGAGGUGCAGGGGCAGAACUCCUCCCGGGUCUCCCGCACUCUACCCAACACCACGCUGCACUACAAAGUGACUGGCCUCACCGCUCUCACCACCUACUCCCUGGAGGUGGCUGCCAUGACGGAGGCUGGGAUGGGGACCGUUACUUCCUCAACCAUCUCCUCAGGGGUGCCCCCAGAGCUUCCUGGAUCACCAUCAAACCUGGUAAUCUCCAAAAUAAGCCCCCGUUCAGCCACACUCAAGUUCCGUGCUGGAGACGAUGGGAAAACAUCCAUCUGCAAAUGGAUUGUUGAGGGACAGGUGGGGAGCAUCAGUGAGGACGAGGAGUGGAAGGUUCUGUACGAGAAGGAGAAUGAGCCGGAUGCCCAGGUGCUGGAGAUCCCCAACCUCACCCCCUUUACUCACUACAGGUUCCGCAUGCGGCAAGUGAACAUCGUAGGCUCCAGUCCUGUGAGCCAGCCGUCCCGUGUGAUCCAGACUCUGCAGGCCCCCCCGGACAUCGCCCCCAGCAGCGUGACCGUGCGCACGGCCAGCGAGACCAGCCUGUGGCUGCGAUGGGUGCCUUUACCGGACUCUGAGUACAACGGGAAUCCGGAGAGUGUGGGCUACCGAAUCAAGCUGUGGCGAGCCGACCUGCAGGGGGAGCCGCGGGUCCAGCUGGUGAGCGACCGGCUGGAGAGGGAGAUGACGCUGGAGGGUCUGGAGGAGUGGACGGAGUACCUCCUGCAGAUCCAGGCCUUCAACUCCAUCGGUCCUGGGCCCUGGAGCGAGAUCGUGAAGGGCCGCACGCGGGAGUCAGUGCCAUCUGGGUCCCCAGAGAAUGUGACAGCAGAGGCAGUGAGCUCCACACGGAUCCUGGUCACCUGGGGUCCCGUGCCAGAACCAGAACAGAACGGACACAUUCUGGGAUAUAAGGUGCUGUACAAAGAGAAGGACUCAGAGUCGGAGCCGCAGGGCCACAUUGUGAAAGGCAACCUCACACAGUCAGUGCUGCUGCGGAACCUGCGCAAAUACGUGCUGUACCAGAUCCAGGUGCUGGCCUUCACCCGCAUCGGAGACGGCGAGCCCAGCAGCCCGCCUGUGCUGGAGAGGUCUAAGGACGAUGUUCCAGGGCCGCCCGUAAGACUUGUGUUCCCAGAGGUGCGCCUGACGGAGGUGAGGGUGGUGUGGCAGCCCCCGGUGGACCCCAACGGAAUAAUCAUGGGGUACCAGAUAGCCUACCGCCUGAACGCCAGCGACCCCAACAAGUUCACCACAGUGGAGGUGGACUCCAAUGCCCGGCAGUUCACCGUGACCGGGCUGGCUCCUGAAUCUGCCUACGUCUUCCGCAUCUCCGCCAGGACCCAGCAGGGCUGGGGCCUUCCGGAGCAGGCUGUGGUCAUAACCACGGAGAAGAGAGAGCGACCUCAGCCCCCAAGGAAGCUGACCGUUCCCCAGGAGGAGGUGCGGUCGCGCCAGCUGCUGCUCCGCUGGGUCCCGGGAGGGGAUGGCUCCUCGCCCGUCCGCUACUUUACCCUGCAGACCCAGCAGCUGCCCGACGGGGACUGGCUCACCCACUCCUCCGCCAUCGGGCACAACAGCACUUCCUGGGAGGUGGAUCGGCUGAAACCCUUCACUUCCUACAAGCUGAGGAUGAUGGCAACCAAUGAUGUUGGAGACAGUGCCUUCAGCAAGGAGACAGAGCCUAUCACGACUCUACAAGACGUGCCCGAUGAGCCCCCCGUCAUUGUGGCUGUAAGGCCGUCGACAACCACCUCCAUCCUGGUCCAGUGGCAGGCACCCAAAGACGAGAGUGUGAACGGACUCCUGGUGGGAUACCGACUGUACUACCGAGAACUUCAGUAUGACAACGCUCCACCGGAGUCAAAGGCGACGGCUAACAGCUCAUUACUGCGCGCCGAUAUGACAGCCAAAAGCUCUUUCAAGACAGUGAGCAGUGCAUCGUCAACAGAAUUCGAGCUAACGCAGCUGAACAAGUACAAGCGCUAUGAGAUUGUGAUGACGGCCUACAAUAUCAUCGGAGAGAGCCCACCCAGUGCGCCUGUGGAGGUGUUUGUGGGAGAAGCAGCUCCCUCCGUGGCCCCACAGAACAUCCAGGUCAACGCUCUGUCAUCCACACAGCUGGAGGUGCUAUGGGAGGCUCCGCCUAUAGAAACUCAGAAUGGCAACAUACAGGGCUACAAGAUCCACUACUGGGAACAGGAUGGACAGAAUGAGACAGAAAAGGUGAAAAUCCUGUUCCUCCCUGAGACAACGAUCAGACUGAAGAAUCUCACCAGCUAUACCUCCUACCUGGUGAAGCUGUCAGCCUUCAACGCGGCCGGUGACGGGCCCAUGAGCGAACCCAGGAGGGGGCGCACUCUUCAGGCAGCUCCCAGUAUCCCUAGCUUCAUCACUUUCUCUGAGGUGUCCACCACCAUGCUCAAUGUGUCCUGGGGCAUGCCGCUGUCCCCCAACGGUGUGGUGGAGGGGUACAGGGUAGUGUACGAGCCGUCUGCCCCAAUUCAUGGAGUGAGUAAGGUGGUGACGGUGGACGUGAGAGGAAAUCGGCAGCGCUGGCUGAAGGUGCGAGACCUGACCAAGGGCGUGACCUACUGCUUCCGAGUGCAGGCCAAGACCAUCAGCUUUGGCCCUGAGCUAGAGGCUAAUAUCACCGCGGGACCCGUCGAAGGGUCUCCUGGACCUCCAAGGGAGAUGUCAGUCACAAAGUCUGCCUCAUCCAUCAUCAUUAAUUGGUCAGCAGGAGACACAGGGGCUGGGCCUGUCACAGGUUACGUCAUUGAAGCGCGUCCUUCAGAUGAGGGCUUAUGGGAUACAUUUGUGAAGCACUUGCCCCCUAGCAGCACAUCCCACUCGGUCAAUCUGGACCGUCUCAGGCAAGGUGUGAGUUACCAGUUUCGGGUACUCGCAGUCAACAAGUUUGGCUAUGGUGAGCCAAGUGCGCCCUCUGCUGCCUUGUCAGCUCAGUCAGAGACACCUUUCUAUGAGGACUGGUGGUUCCUGGUUGUCAUGGCUCUGUGCGGUCUGAUCCUCGUGCUGCUUGUUGUCUUUGGCUUGGUGCUACAUGGGCAGAGCAGGAAGUACAAGAGCUGCAACACCGGGAAAGCUGUUUCUACGGUGGAAGAGUCCGUCACACUGGACAACGGAGGCUUCACCGCGCUGGAGCUCAACAGCAGACACCUCAACGUCAAAAGCUCUUUCCUAAAGAAAAACGGGACAAGGUCGCCGCCACGGCCCAGCCCGGGAGUCCUGCGCUACUCCGACGAGGACCUCUGCAACAGCUACAACGGCGCGGCUCUGACGGACAGCGCCACGCUGACGGAGAAGCCCGCCGCCGUCUCCGAAUCGGAGGCCACGGACAGCGAUGGUGAGGACGAGAGGCCCAAGCACUCGUUCGUUAACCACUACAUGAGCGACCCUGCCUACUUGGGCUCGUGGAAACGGCAGCAGAAGGGACUGAAGCAGACUUUGGCCUACGCCUACGAGGAGUGUGCCAGGGGCGACGGCGACGGCCACUACCACACCGUGGUCACCACGCACAGCGUGGGCGGGGUUUACACGGCGGCCGGACAGCCGGCUUCCGGCUCACGGACUCCUGUCACAGGCUUCUCAUCUUUUGUGUGACACCCCCCCCCCCCCGGCGGGGCCUGAAGAACCAGCUGGGUCGCUCUGACCAAUAAAAACACCACAGGGAGAAAACAACCUGAAGCCGAGUGGAUUGUCUGUAAUUUAAUA
Messenger RNA from Megalops cyprinoides (Indo-Pacific tarpon), 6933 nucleotides. It is a transcript of the gene sdk1a, whose product is annotated as sidekick cell adhesion molecule 1a. The record is from RefSeq and is a predicted model, not a curated record. Lineage: Eukaryota; Metazoa; Chordata; Actinopteri; Elopiformes; Megalopidae. Bases 262 to 6822 code for a protein of 2186 amino acids. Gene Ontology annotation, molecular function: protein binding. The transcript has 46 exons. Gene Ontology annotation, biological process: cell-cell adhesion.